Molecule: messenger RNA, 1744 nt
Organism: Dufourea novaeangliae
Lineage: Eukaryota; Metazoa; Arthropoda; Insecta; Hymenoptera; Halictidae
Product: putative fatty acyl-CoA reductase CG5065
Exons: 10
Coding region: 85-1641 (518 amino acids)
Biological process (GO): long-chain fatty-acyl-CoA metabolic process
Cellular component (GO): peroxisome
Molecular function (GO): alcohol-forming very long-chain fatty acyl-CoA reductase (NADP+) activity
Source: RefSeq, a predicted model, not a curated record
GGGAAACGGACGGAGAACGACACUAGAGAAGGAACUAUUGUGCCUGCUAUUGAAGCGAUUCCUUAAUUCGCUAUCGUCCGCAGGAUGACCGCUCGCAGCGACAACGACAAGAGGUCGAAAGAAGAACGGUCCUCGAUAGCAGCGUUUUACGCUGGGAGGAGCGUAUUCGUUACGGGCUGCACCGGUUUCCUGGGAAAAGUGUUGAUCGAGAAACUGUUGAGGUCCUGUCCCGAGAUUCGAGAGAUAUUUUUGCUGAUGCGACCGAAGCAUGGUUUGUCCAUCGACGAUAGAUUGAGGAAAAUAAUUGGUUUACCGCUGUUCGAGAAAUUACGAGAAGAGAGGCCGUCCAGUUUCGAGAAAUUGAUUCCGGUUCGCGGAGACACGAGCGUCGAAGGAUUGGGCUUACCCAUGAUCGAGAGACGAGUAAUUAUGGAUCGCGUAUCCGUGAUUUUCCAUGUCGCCGCGAACGUAAGAUUCGACGAAGACCUGAAAAAGGACAUAUUCUCGAACACCCGCUCGACGAGGGACGUUUGUAUAUUGGCGGGAGGCAUGAAAAAUUUAGUGGCUUUGGUGCACGUUAGCUCGGCAUUUGCGCAGGCGGACAAGCCCGUCGUAGACGAGAUCGUUUAUCCCCCGAUUACCGACUGGCGGGACACGAUACGGAUGGUCGAAUGCCUGGACGAGCAGAUUCUUCGUACAUUAUCCUCCAAAUACGUGGGCUCAAUGCCGAAUACGUACACCUUUAGCAAACGGUUGGCGGAACAGGUGAUAAGCGACUACUCGAAAGAUCUGCCGUGUGUGAUAUUUCGACCAUCCAUAGUGAUAUCGACGAUCGAUGAUCCGGUGAGCGGUUGGGUGGACAACUUCAAUGGACCGGUAGGAAUCAUGGUAGGCGGCGGAAAAGGAAUACUACGCGUGGUCUGCUUAGACCCGUUCGUCGCCAGCGACUUCUUACCCGUCGAUGUAACCAUCAAAGCCAUGAUCACGGCAGCCUGGAAACGCGGAUUAGAAACGAUAACCAAAAAUCCUGAAGUUCACGUUUACAACUCCACUUCUUACAAAAUCCGCCGCAUCGUUAUUCGUGAUCUGGUCGAAAUGGGUUUAAGAGUCAAUGAGAAGAUACCCCUGGAAGGUAUCAUUUGGUACCCCCGAACGAUACUGACGCCUAGUAGGAUGCUUCAUUACAUACUAACGUUGCUCGUUCAUCUACUACCUGCUCUAUUGAUAGAUAGUGCUUUAAAAUUGACCGGUCGUCGACCGAUGCUCGUCAAGAUUCAGAAGAGGGUCUACUCUAGCGUUCAGCAACUGAGUCACUUUCUGCACAACGAGUGGAGUUUUCACAACUCCAAGAUGGUAGAUAUGCUGACGAAGGAGGUUCCACCGGCCGAAAAGGAGAUCUUUGGCUUCGACUUUUAUAAUUUCAACACCGAGCGAUACUUUGAAAACUGUUUGAUCGGAGCGAAACGUUACCUCUUACACGAAGACCUGACUCGGAUCAAGGAAAUCAAACAUGGUUACGAAAGGAUGCGAUGGAUCGAUAGGAUAUUCAAUGUCUGUAUGAUUGGCCUGAUUGCGUGGAUACUCUGGAGAAUUGGAGUCUUUUCGUCUGUUUUCACGAACGAGAUGUUUUUCGACAAUUAACGUAGCCAGCUUUGCAGCUAUUUAUCUAGUCGUACGCUCGUACUAACGAAACAACAGAUCGAAACUAUCCGUUUCAUCGGAAUAAAACGAAAUAUCAAUGGAA